Microplitis mediator is the source of this 3578-nucleotide messenger RNA. RefSeq lists its product as uncharacterized. Gene Ontology annotation, molecular function: isomerase activity; carbohydrate binding. NCBI's taxonomy places the organism in Eukaryota, Metazoa, Arthropoda, Insecta, Hymenoptera, Braconidae. The record is from RefSeq and is a predicted model, not a curated record. The transcript has 6 exons. Bases 239 to 1075 code for a protein of 278 amino acids. Gene Ontology annotation, biological process: carbohydrate metabolic process.
AGUUUAACAGGAAGGGAUGAAUGUAAAAUAUUUGAGUGGUGGGAGAUCAGCCGGGAGCGUUGAACAAAGGUCGUCCGCGUCCUGAGAAGUGCCGGCGAGUUAGACCGUACAAGACACUCACCAGCUCGACAUCUGAAACUAUUAGUGGUACAUAAGAUACCGUAAUCCAGAUCACAUCUCGUGGAGGUUUAAUAAUACAAACUAUUACAGGCAGAGUGGCGGUGUUAUUUGUGAUAACAUGGCAGCGGCUACCAGCGUUGUCGUUCUCGAUCGGGGCAACAAUACCACCUGCACUAUUAAUUUACACGGAGCUACAGUAGUUUCUUGGAGGGUUAACAAUCAAGAACAGCUGUUCGUUAGUAAGCAAGCGGUGUUCGACGGGAAGAAGGCCAUUAGAGGUGGAAUUCCAUUUGUCUUUCCUCAAUUCGGAGCGUGGUCAUUUGGACCAGGGCAUGGGUUUGCCAGGAUCAUGCGUUGGAAUGUUGAAAAAUCACCUGAAAGAUUACCGAGUGGUGAUGUCGAAGCGAUAUUUUCAAUAAUGGACAAUGAGUUCACUCGUUCCAUGUGGAAUUAUCCAUUUCGAUUAACUUACAGGCUGAUUUUACGUGAAAAAGAGCUUCAUUUUAACAUCGGCGUUUACAACCCCAGCAAAGAGCACACUUUCAGCUUCAAUUUACUCUUGCACACAUACUUCAAGGUCCCCGAUGUCAGAAGGUGUCAAAUAACUGGUCUCCAUGGCUGUACUUUCAUCGACAAGACGAGGGAUAAUCAAAUAUUCCAAGAAGGCUUAGAUGUCGUUACCGUCCGCGAAUGGACUGACAGAAUUUAUCAAAACACUCAGCCCGAGCAUAUAAUAACUAACGUAGUGUCGGGACGUAAAAUGCGCGUUCAAAAGUACAACUUUCCCGACACAGUUAUUUGGAAUCCGUGGCAAGAAAAAGCUCGAGACAUUCCUGACUUUGGCGACGACGAAUUUCCAAAUAUGAUUUGCGUCGAAAGUGGACACGUCAGCAGCCCGGUUAUACUUUUGCCAGGAACGGCUUUUGAGGCUAGUCAAAUCCUUCAGGUCAUGUGAGUAGAGGGUGGAGUAUCAUCGAGCCAAGUGCCGUCAAAUAAUUCCGUCUCAUCGGACCACUUUCUUCCUGCAUCGGGUACUUUGUCACCAGCGCGUCCACGCGCAACUGUUGGCUGGCCGGCCAGUCCACCAAAUUGGCUCUAUGUUCAAUCUCCAAUGCAGACACCCACGACACCUAAUCAUCACCAUCUUCAUCACCACCACCACCAUCACCAUCCGUCGCAUCACUACUCAAACUGUAUUACACAGUCUUGUUCAAUCUGUUCUCUCAAUCUCUAGAUACUUUGCUGGUAUAAACAAAUCAUGUACCAGCUUGUCAAUCAAUUUUUAUCAGAUAGUCUAGAUAGACUAUUGUUAUUAUUAUUUUUAUUACUUUUACUAUUAACAUUGCGGUAUAGUAACGCAGUCUAUCAGGUUGAUAUACAUUCCCAAUAGCUUAUUCCUUGGGCGUUGUCUCAAGAUGACUGGUGAUUUUUUAUUAUUAUUAUAUUUACUUUAAUCCCGUUGAUGUUACAGAUAAAGCAAUGGUGCUAUUGUAAGUUACUGUAGAUUUAGAUAUAGAGAAUCAUUAAUUUAAUCAGCCCACCGACUUUAAAUCGUAGGGUCUGUUCUUGUUUCUAUUUUUAUUAUUUUUAUUAAUUAUUAAUUAUUAAUGUUUUUACCGUAACCGCAUUGACAUGUGAAUUACAAGCAAUAGUUAAUUUUAAAUACUGAAGAUUAAGGACAUUGUCAGACAGUACCCCAUUUUUUUUAAAUUUCAACUGUCAUAAUUGUAUUAAAACUUUAUUAAUUAAUUAAAAAAAAAUUGAAACUUUAAUUUCAAAAAGGAUAACGCAGAAGUAAUUUCGCUGAGAAAUAAAAUUUUUAAAAAAUUACUUACAGUUGACAUCAAUUAGGAGUUAAACGAGAUUUUGGAAAUAAAUUUCAGUAAAUUUUUCAUGUCAAUUUUUUAAUUCGAAUUUUUAAAUCUCGUAGACUAAAAUUUUCAAAAUUUCAUUUAACUCUCAAUUGAUAUCAACUGUAAGUAAUUUUUUUUAAAUUCUAUACAUCAGUGAAAUUACUUCUACGUGUUCCUUUUUUUAAUUAAUUAAUUAAUUAAAUUUUGAUAUGCUUCUGACAAUUCAAAAUCAUUUAAAAUUUUUAAAAAGUGGGGGCACUGUGAGAAUGGCGCUAAGGUGAUUCUCAGCCGGUGCCCCCACUUUUUCAAAAUAUUAAAUAAUUUUAAAUUGUAAUGACUGUAUUAGAAUUUUAAAAAUGAAUUAAGAAAAAUUUAAAGCAUAAAUUUAAAAACGGACAACGCAGUUACAAUUCCGCCGAGAUAUUGAUUUUUAAAAAAAUUAUUUACAGUUGAUAUCAAUUCGGAAAUAAACUAAAUUUGUUAAAUAAAUUUCAGUAAAAUCUUCCUGUCAGCAUUGUGAUUUCUAAUGUCAAAUUUUUUAGGCUGAAAUUUAUUUUCCAAAUUUUUUUUAACUCCUAGUUGAUAACGACUGUCAGUAAUUUUUUUAAGAAUAUAUAUCUCAGUGACAUUUUAACUGCGUUGUCCUUUUUUUAAUUAAUGCUUUAAUUUUUUUGAAAUUAAUUAACAAAAUUUGAAUAUUGUUGACAGUUCAAGAUCAUUGAAUAAUUUUUAAAAAAUGAGGGACGCUGUCUGAGAAUGCCCUUAAUUCAAAUUAUAUUUUAUAUUUCACGACAUUUACUGUCAGUUUUUAUCUUCAUUGCAAUACAAAUAAAAUAUCAAUAGAAAAAUAUUAAUAACCGUUUCCAAUAAUAGUAAUAAUUAUAAAUCAAUAUAAUUUAAAAAAAUUAUUAUUUUAAUACUUUGUACCCGUAUCGCUUUCUUAUGAAAUAUUUAAAUCUUUAGUUGUGAUUGUUGUUGUUAAGAAUGCGAUACUGAAAAAAAAUUAAAAAUGUAUACGAAAAAAAAAAGAAAAUUGCCAUUGAAUGAAAAUGUUAAAUAUUAAUAAAUUAACAUCGAGUUGCAGCGGCUUUUUUUAGAUACUAAAUUAAUAUGAUACAAUAAUUAAUAAAUAAAUAAAUAAAUUCGUAAAAUUUUUCAUAUUAAUUAUAACGAUGAUAAUUAUUACUGGAUAGUUUUAAUUGUUUAAAUAGACUCAGUUAAUUACAGUUUAAUAAAACAGUGCAAGUAAUUGUAAAUAGAUAAUAAUUCAGAUGUUAAUUAAUCGCGUGAAAAUGCUGAUGAUAAUUAAAAGUUAUGAAAAUUAGUUUUUGAUUAACUAAAUAAUGUGUAGUGAUUAAUUUAAAUUAAAGUUAAUCAAUAAUUAUUAAAAUAUAAUGCGUACAAUUGCAUUUUUUUAUCUUUCCCAUAUGCGCUAUUUGUUUUUUUUAAAUUUACAACAAAAUAAAAUCGUAUAAAUAAUAAAUAUAUAAAAUUCGUAUAGUUUACAGUAAAAAUAUGAUGGAUAAUGAUAACAAUGUGAAAAAAAUGUACUCUUGAUAGGGAAAGUGCAAUAAAAAUAAAUGGGAAAAUUUAAAACCUUUUAAA